CUAUUUCUCCCAAAAAAAAAAAACAUACAGUGGAGCUCGCAAAUUAGUGGAUUUUUUUACCAUUUAUGGUAAUUUUCUUUCCCUAUUUGGGUUUGAUGAUGCUUGAUAGGAAACGGGGCUCUCGGGUUGAUUCUUUAUAAUUGGGAGUGCUACUAAGGAUUUAACUGGAGAAAUCUCUUGUUUCUUCUUGAUUCAGAUUAGUUACAUAAUGUCUUUGUCAAACAAUUUUUGAUAUUUAUUGUCAAAAAUGUUGUUCCUUUGAAAUCUUAUGGCCAGAGAUAAUCUUGAGGAAUUUUGUUGCUCUCGGUGCUAUUUUUCAUACUAAUUUGGUUUACUGUGCAUGCUUGGUCUUUAAUCCAACGUUAAUGCCUUGUUAUUUUAUCUUUUUGCUAAAAUUCUGGUGUUUCUGUUCUUGAAGUUUUCUGUAAAAAUGUAUAGUAAUCAUUCUUAGCUUGUUUACUCUCUGUUUGGAGAAAAGUUUUGGAAUAAACAUCAUGUAUUUGAUGCUAAAAGAAAGCUUUUCUCUCCAUAAAUUUUUUUUUAAAGGAGAAUUCCAGAUUCAACAUGCUGCUAAUUGUGUUUGCCAAAUCUCUGCUUCUUUUUCACGAAGAUUGUAGUACGAAUCUGUCGAGUCAUUCUUGUUUUGUUAGCUGAUCAUCGAAUUAAGAAAUGCUAACUGAGUUUUUAUCUGGUCCUUCAGCAACUGAAGUGAUGGGAGGCAAGACGGUUAAUAUUCAUGGUUUCCCGCUACAUGCUAGCGUUGAUUAUGCGAAGGACAUUUUGGAAGGAUUUAUAGGCGAUGGAUCCGUCUAUGCGCUCAAGCUUAGACAACCGGCAGUAACCACUCAAAAGUCGAGAUCUUAUGCUGUGGUUCAGUUCUUAACAGAAGGGCAAGCCAAACGAAUAAUUUACUUGGCUGACAAUAGCCUCUUGAUGUGUCAGGGAUAUUAUCUUAAGGUUCGAUAUAUGAAACGCGACAUUGUUCCGAAGCCUAGAGCUUCUUUGUUUGUUGUAGAACAUGCAACCCUUCAUUUUGGCUGCCCGGUCUUGAAAAGAAGCUUUUGUGUUCUCUGGAGUGCUUCCGACGUUCGCGUUAACUUUGGUUUUAAUUUGAGGAAGAUAUACUUUUUUGUCUCCCAGGGAAGUUUCAAAUACAAGCUCGAACUUUCUUAUGAAAGCAUAUGGGAGAUCCAGCUACACCGCUCGUCUGAUCAAGGUUCACAAUUCCUUUUGUUUCAGAUGGCAGCUGCACCUAAGAUUUAUGAAUUGGCCCUUCGUAGUUCCGGUCUCGUACACGAAGAUCCUCUUCUAAAUUAUUUUAAGGAAACUCCAGAUGAUCAGUGGAUUAGAUCAACGGAUUUUUCGCCCUCAUGCAGCAUGGGACAGUCAUCUGUAAUAUGUUUGCAGCUGCCCUACGACUAUGAACUUCCAAAUAUCCAUGAAUACUUUGUCUUUUAUGAAGAAUUUAACGGCCAUUAUGAACUGAACGGAGGAUAUUCCUACUCUUGCAAUAUGGAGCUAGUCCCCAUCGUGGAACCUCACCCAUGGAUUCAUGUGCCCUAUAAAAUACUCUUCAAGAUCAAUCAAAUGGUCCAGAACGGGAUCAUCAGUGGUCCGACACUUGAUGACGAGUUCUUUAGAUUGGUCUGCCCUUAUCUUGUGCCUGUUGAUUAUAUAGUGCACGCCAUAGAAAAGAUGUCAUGUUUCAAAAAGACCUGCUUGGAUCCGGCUAACUGGCUGUCUAAGCAGUAUCUAAAGUAUGAACAAUCAGACUGCCCUCCAAAAUCGCCUAGAAUUUAUUUGGAUGAUGGGUUAGUUUAUGUCCAUAGGGUUCAAGUUACCCCUUCUAAAGUGUACUUUUGCGGGCCAGAAGUUAACGUCUCCAAUCGUGUGCUACGGUAUUUUUCGGAUGAAAUGAAUAAUUUUCUCCGGGUUUCUUUUGUUGAUGAGGAUUGGGAGAAAAUGUACUCAACCGAUUUGUCGCCAUGGUCUGUUUCUUCAAAUGAUGCAAGACAUACAGCACUUUAUAAAAGAAUAUUGUCAGUCCUGAGAAAUGGUAUUGCCAUUGGCAAUAAGAAGUUCGAAUUUCUCGCCUUCUCGUCAAGCCAGUUGCGGGACAAUUCGGCGUGGAUGUUUGCUUCAGGAAUUGAGGUGACUGCAAGUGACAUUAGAAAGUGGAUGGGUGACUUCCGAAGUAUCAGAAAUGUGGCUAAGUAUGCUGCUAGGCUUGGCCAAUCUUUCAGUUCCUCCACGGAAACUUUAAGUGUUGGCAGGCAUGAAGUAGAUAUCAUUGAUGAUGUGUAUAACGGGACAAGUUAUUGCUUCUCUGAUGGAAUUGGAAAGAUUUCUGCUGAUUUUGCACGAAGAGUUGCUGCAAAAUGUGGCUUGAAGCGUUCAAUUCCUUCGGCCUUCCAAAUAAGGUAUGGAGGCUAUAAAGGUGUUGUGGCCGUCGAUCCAACUUCUUCUAAGAAGCUUUCUCUGCGAAGAAGUAUGUCUAAGUACGAGUCCGCAAAUACGAAACUGGAUGUCCUCGCAUACACCAAGUACCAGCCGUGCUUUCUAAAUCGACAGUUAAUUACUCUUCUUUCUACCUUGGGAAUCAGCGAUAGUAUAUUUGAAAUGAAGCAAGAAGCAGCAGUGAAUCAGCUGGAUAAAAUUUUGACUGAUCCUGAAAUGGCUUAUGAAGCGGUUGAGCUUAUGUCUCCUGGUGAAACAACCAAUGUUCUCAAAGAACUGUUGCUAUGUGGGUAUAAACCCGAUCGCGAGCCUUUCCUUUCGAUGCUGUUGCAGGCAUAUAGGGCAACGAGGCUGUUGGAACUGAGAACUAAGUCGAGGAUAUUUGUUCCAAAAGGGAGGGCGAUGAUGGGUUGCUUGGAUGAAACCCGCAAAUUAGAAUACGGGCAGGUCUUUAUUCAGAUCUCAUGCACUGGGAUCUCGCAGUUUCAAAAUAAUGGCUUGUAUAUGUUUGCUGAGGGCGAAUUGGACGAUCACACGGUUGUGGUGAAGGGAAGAGUAGUGGUUGCUAAGAACCCUUGCCUCCACCCUGGUGAUGUUCGUGUUUUAACAGCUGUUGAUGUUCCUGAUCUGCACCAUAUGGUCGAUUGUGUUGUCUUUCCGCAGAAAGGAAAGAGACCCCAUCCUAAUGAGUGUUCGGGAAGUGACUUAGAUGGAGACACAUACUUUGUCUGUUGGGAUCCGACACUAAUUCCUUCUCAGGUGGUUCCUCCUAUGGAUUAUACUCCGGCACCAACAGAGACCUUAGAUCACGAUGUUACUAUUGAGGAAGUGAUGGAGUACUUCACAAACUAUAUUGUCAACGACAGUUUAGGAAUCAUCGCAAAUGCCCACACAGUCUUUGCUGAUAAGGAGCCACUUAAAGCUUCAAGUAAAGCCUGUGUAGAGCUCGCAAAGCUGUUUUCUAUUGCCGUCGACUUCCCUAAAACAGGAGUGCCCGCCGAAAUUCCCCCUCACCUCCAUGUGAAGGAGUAUCCUGAUUUCAUGGAGAAACUCAACAAAGUUACCUACGAAUCAGAGGGUGUUAUAGGAAAACUCUACAGGGCAAUCAAAAACAGUACACCCCAGCCAGACAGUAUAAAGAAGUUCACAAAGGAGGUGGCAAGGCAGUCUUACGAUCCGGAUAUGGAAGUCGACGGCUUUAGUGAUUACCUCAACGAAGCUUCUUCUUUCAAGGAUGAGUACGAUUUCAAGCUGGGGAACUUAAUGGAACAUUAUGAGAUUAAAACAGAGGCCGAGAUACUCAGUGGCAGCAUUUUGAAGAUGGGAAAGACCUUUACCAAGAAAAAUGAUGGAGAAGCAAUUAGGUUGGCGGUAAAAUCGUUGAGGAAAGAAGCGAGGUCAUGGUUUAAAGAUAUGAGUGGUGAUGACGACCAGAGCGAAGAUGACUUAUAUGCGAAAGCAUCAGCCUGGUAUUAUGUUACUUAUCACCCGGACUAUUGGGGUCGCUACAAUGAAGGUUUGGACAGGCCCCAUUUCCUUAGCUUUCCUUGGAGCGUCUACGAUAAGCUGGUGAUCAUCAAACAAAAGAAGAUAGUGAUGAGGAAGAGGCAAGCUGAAUUGUCAUCAUGGAUGGAGCAAGGGUUGAGAAUCGUUUGAGAGAAUUGAAGUCAUUUUGGUGAUCUAUGUGUACACAUUGUGUACAUAUGUAAUAAUUAUUAGAGUGUGCUUGUGAAUCAGUUAAAGUAGUUAAUAUGGUUGUGUUGUAAUAAUAUUGUAAACUUUAUUAGAGUGUGCUUGUGAAUCAGUUAAGGUAGUUAAUAUGGUUGUGUUGUAAUAAUAUUGUAAACUGCUUGGCUUGUAAUAUUUUUCACGUAGCUUGUAUUAAUUCGAAACAUAUUCCUUGAGCCU
This is a messenger RNA of Ananas comosus (pineapple), 4365 nucleotides long. RefSeq names its product probable RNA-dependent RNA polymerase 1. Gene Ontology annotation, molecular function: RNA-directed RNA polymerase activity; RNA binding. NCBI's taxonomy places the organism in Eukaryota, Viridiplantae, Streptophyta, Magnoliopsida, Poales, Bromeliaceae. Gene Ontology annotation, biological process: siRNA processing. Bases 670 to 4113 code for a protein of 1147 amino acids. Gene Ontology annotation, cellular component: nuclear RNA-directed RNA polymerase complex. The transcript has 4 exons. The record is from RefSeq and is a predicted model, not a curated record.